UAUCUACCAUAGUACUUCACGUGAUGGUUAUCGAUUUAUUAAUAUCUUUGAUCAGGAUCAACUCCCAUGGGCACAUAUAUAAGUGCCGAUGCAGCGGCUCGAUGAUAACAAUCAGUUUCGAAUUCCUGUAUAUCCCCCCAUUGAUACCAAUCGCACACAAGAUGGAGAUUUUCUUGCAAAAUAUUGCUUUUGCAGUUACCCUGGAAGACUUGACCAUUGAGUUUGCGAAGAAAUUGCACAAUCCCCCGUUCCCAACUAGUCCUCUUCUCAACUUUGAAGUCCAAAUCUUCUACAAGUCACACCCGAAUGGAAAGCGAGGCAUCCUUGCUCUCCCUACGGUGGAUUCUGGCGUAACUCUCUUGCGUGCUUACGGUGACACAGGGAUUGUUGUCAAAGGCCGCAAAAUCCUCCUCCGCGAGAGCAGGCAAUCGAUCAACAAGGCCCGUAUUGAGAGGUUGAAAUCCGUUCCAUGGAGCGACCCAGUAAAGCUGCGAGAGGAGAAGGAAAGGCUUCUCCAGCAAUCGAAGCCUUUUCCGCUUCUUCGCUACUCAUUUGGGCGCUUCCUCCGGGAUGGUUCUUUUGCUUCAGAAUUUACCCUUCCUGGCAUUGCCGAUGUCUCUUGUGAUCUGGAGCGUCGGCAGGUACGCUUCACUCUCAAGGGUCAUGAUGGCGACUCGAUAUCUGCUGCAUCAUAUGCGCCACUGAAGAUCGCAGCAUUAGUGGGUAACCAGGAUGAUGAUACCCACAUUCUAUUCAUUCGCGCCGAUGCGCCCCCGGUGUUCUCCGUGGAUAAUAAUCCCGGUGGAAAUGAAGGACCUCGACGUCUGCCGGGCUUGGCGCGUCAUUACCCCAUGCCUCCCGGUAGCCACAGUCUGAUGCUGGCCUUCAGCAGCCAGUCAGACGCAGAAACCUUCAUGUAUGCAUGCCGCAAUCGUCUUCACCUGCGUUACUCGCCAGUUCCCCAUGUUCGGAUUGAUGAUCGCAUCUCUAAUAGCAACCCCAUCGAGGAACUCCACGAGUUUUUCUCCCAGAUCCCAUACGAGCUUGCGUUCCAGGUCGAAAAGACCGUUGCAAAUUUUGUUUUUAGUCCGAUAGAAAUACUUUCGCUGAAGGAGGCAAUCCUCUCGUUGCACACUGAACACGGCCCUGAUGCGCCAGAGAUUUUCGGGUCUUUUGCGUCCGAGCACGAAGGACACAGUAGGAGUCGUAAAAAAGGCCGCAAACGCCGGUCGCAGUGGCAGUCCAGCCAAGAAGAUCUAACAUCUCUUCUUGGUCGGGUGGUCCAGGAGUUUAUUAGAGAGCAUCUAAGGCCCCUUCGUCUUCUAGCUCCGCCACCACAAAGUGGGGUAUACCUAUCCUACCAUCUCAUCAUUACGCCAACACGGCACAUCUUAGAGGGACCUCUUCCAGAUCAGUCCAACAGUAUCUUACGCCGAUAUGAACAUCACGAGUGCUUCCUGCGCGUUACUUUUCAGGACGAGAAUCGAUCAAAGCUUCGUCGAGACUUAGAUUCUUCCAUUCAGGACCUUCUAAAGGAGCGAUAUCGCCCCAUUCUGCUCAAUGGAUAUCGCGUCGCCGGACGUCAAUUCCAAUUCUUGGGAUACUCAAUGAGCGGUCUGCGAGAACAUUCAGUGUGGUUCAUGACACCGUUCGAAGAUGAGAAUGGGAUGCAACUGGGUCCAGAAUCGAUCCGGAAUAACCUGGGCGAUUUCUCCAAACUUUACAAACAACCGGCUCGUUUGGCUGCAAGAUGGUCCCAAGCCUUUUCUGGCACUGAUCCGUCGAUCACCCUUCUUUCCGAAGAAAUCGAUUUUCAUUGUCCCGACAGACUCUCGCCUUCUGACAAUGUUAUGACAGACGGGUGCAGUUCCAUAUCCGUCGAGCUUGCAAAGGAUAUAUGGAGGUCUUUGCAGAAGGGCAAGAAGCGACCCGCGAAGCUACGAAAUAUUCCGUCCGCUUUCCAAUUUCGUCUCGGUGGUGCCAAAGGCAUGGUCGUCCAAGAUCCGACCAUCGAAGGCAAGCUUGUCCACCUUCGUCCGUCGCAGAUCAAGUUUGAUGCACCGGAAAAUUUGACUUUUGAUGUCCAAUCGACAUCAUCAAGACCGAAAGCGAUGUUCCUCAAUCGUCCGCUCAUCGUACUUAUGGAAUUCUUGGGAGUAGAUACCCGUCGGAUCAUUGAGCUGCAGGACGAUGCGAUCGCCAAAGCUCAGUCCGUCCGAUCAUCGUCCCUCGAUGCUUCGAAAGUUAUACAGCAACACGGACUGGGAGCAUCUUUCCAUCUACCAUCUCUCUUCAAAAACUUGUCGUCCAUUUUGCAGCUGGAUGUUGGAAAUAUUGAGGAAGAGGCGUCUCAGUCACGAUGGACCAGCGAGCUCAUAGAAAGCUCCCUGCACUGCGCCGAGACGCACAUCCUGCGGGAGCUGAAAUACCGUGCUCAUAUCGGAGUGCCGGGUUCGUAUACAUUGCUUGGCGGAGAAGUAUACGCAGCUGUGUUCGAUGAAAGGACGGGAUUGAAUAAGCAAAUUACGGGCCAGGUCGCCGUAACGCGCAGCCCGCAGAUUCAUCCAGGCGACCUGCAAGUUGUUACGGCUGUACACCGUCCAGAGUUGGCGCACCUGAGGAAUGUUGUCGUAUUUUCAUGCGAGGGUCAGCGAGCGCUUUCAUCAUGUCUGGGUGGGGGUGAUCUUGAUGGCGACGACUUCAACCUAAUCCUUGAUCCGAAGCUGCUGCCAACACAUUCCAGCGGUCCCGGAGAAUACCAGCCGCUGCCCAUCAAAACGACACCAAACACAUGUGACAUCUCCGACAUCGUAGAUUUCGUAUUUGACUACAUUGAGGCGGACCUCGUCGGUCUCAUUGCCAUACAGCAUCUCAGGUUUUCUGACCUGAAUGAUCCAGGUUGCGCGGAAUGCUUGGAACUCGCGAAAUUAGCCUCACAUGCAGUUGAUUUUCCGAAGAGCGGAACUCCUGUCAACUUCAGUCAACUACCGAAGUUGAGGAAACAGCCAAAGCCUGAUUUCCUUGCCAAAGAAGGUGCUGAUCUCAACAGCGACCAGUACUACAACAGCAAGAAGCUACUUGGUCAGCUCUACCGUCGGGUACCAGUAAAGGAGAAGUGGAUACCCCAAGAUUGGAACGAGGACUACUCUCCAUCUGACGGUGUCACUGUAGAGGACGCGCUCUCUCGCGUGGGCCUCCGUAAUCUUGGCCUUUCAGGAUUGUCCGAUCCAAGUGAACAGUUAACCGAGGAGAUGAAAUAUUUACUCGAUGCAUAUUGCGAUCAGCUGAUGGUGAUCGGGCAGUCGCACACGAUUUUGAAAAACAAGAAUAGCCACAUCUCGGAGGCGGAAUUGGUGAGCGGGACCAUCAUGGCUAAUUGGUCCGACCAUCAUCGUCGGCGAGAUGCGGUCACUGCGAUGAACUUGCAGACGCGUGAGCUCGUCCGUGCGGUCAGGGCAGAGCUCCUGGCUAAGGACUUGGUGAUGUCCGAGACAGAGACUUACUAUGAAGAUGAGGAUGAGGAUUACGAUGAUUGGACCUUCCGCGAAGAGUUCGAUGAUACGGAACAGCGCAGUAUGGGAGAAACGUUCAAGCGCUCUUGGGCAGCGUGGUGUGUCGCAGAAGAUACGCUUCAAGAAGAACCGAGAAUGUUUGGAGCUCAGAGCUUUGCUUUAAUCGCUUUGGGCAGGAUGCUCGAGAUUGUGAAGGCGUCUUAUAUCAUGUAAAGGAUCGAGUACCAGAAGCUGACCUUGAUACCCAACUAUAAACGAAUGGUAUGUACACUCGGAAUUGUAUACCAUAGGAACUCAUGUAUAUGACUUGAAUUGAAAAGUGUAGUUUGUACCACGGAAUGUAACGGACCACACCAUUGCCUCAUCCUAGAAUGAUCUUCAGACUUGAACGGUCUGAAAUUCUUGUUGAGUAGGUCGCAAAGGUUCUCUGCAUGCGCGUA
Messenger RNA from Suillus paluster, 3952 nucleotides. Its product is annotated as RdRP-domain-containing protein. Gene Ontology annotation, cellular component: nuclear RNA-directed RNA polymerase complex. Gene Ontology annotation, biological process: siRNA processing. NCBI's taxonomy places the organism in Eukaryota, Fungi, Basidiomycota, Agaricomycetes, Boletales, Suillaceae. The record is from RefSeq and is a predicted model, not a curated record. Gene Ontology annotation, molecular function: RNA-directed RNA polymerase activity. The transcript is spliced from 8 exons. The coding region runs from base 24 to 3725 and encodes 1233 amino acids.